AUGGGUCUUACAAUAUCUUCCCUUUUCACGUCGUUGUCGUCGUUGAUACGAUGGAGCAAAGACCAAGAUGUCCGUAUACUCAUGCUCGGCCUCGACUCGGCUGGCAAGACGACAAUCCUGUACCGAUUACAGAUUGGAGAAGUAGUUUCUACGAUCCCGACAAUCGGCUUUAAUGUAGAGACUGUUCAGUAUAAAAACAUUAAGUUCCAAGUAUGGGACCUUGGAGGGCAGUCUAGCAUACGGUGUGUACAACUUAAUCUCCGUCAGCAAUUCCUGAAUGGUGCUCGAAGGCCAUAUUGGCGAUGCUACUUCCCAAACACAUCUGCCAUCAUAUACGUUAUCGAUUCUUCGGAUCAUGCGCGGUUGACGACGUCACGGAGUGAACUGUUGACCAUGCUUUCGGAAGACGAACUCAACGGCGUACCACUCCUUGUAUUCUGCAAUAAGCAAGAUGUCGAAGGAGUACUAAAACCUGAAGAUAUCAGCGAACAACUUGGUCUCGCAGGUCACGAGACGUCAAGACCAUGGAGUGUGCGUGGGAGCUGUGCAACAGAGGGGCAAGGUCUGGAGGAAGGAUUAGACUGGUUGGUGAAUGCAAUACAGAAAAAGUAG
This is a messenger RNA of Suillus subalutaceus, 612 nucleotides long. Its product is annotated as small monomeric GTPase. Gene Ontology annotation, cellular component: cytoplasm; Golgi apparatus. The coding region runs from base 1 to 612 and encodes 203 amino acids. Gene Ontology annotation, molecular function: GTPase activity; GTP binding. Gene Ontology annotation, biological process: vesicle-mediated transport; intracellular protein transport. Lineage: Eukaryota; Fungi; Basidiomycota; Agaricomycetes; Boletales; Suillaceae. The record is from RefSeq and is a predicted model, not a curated record. The transcript has 6 exons.